Molecule: messenger RNA, 1005 nt
Organism: Acaulospora morrowiae
Lineage: Eukaryota; Fungi; Glomeromycota; Glomeromycetes; Diversisporales; Acaulosporaceae
Source: the annotation of a GenBank genome assembly
AUGACUUUAAUCGACGAAAAUGUACCAGACAUGGUGGCUCUUGGGCAAGCCAUGACCACCGCCAUUGAGCGGUUUUCAAAAUUUAAAAGCGUUAGAAUCAAAAAUAGUAAUGAAGCAGCAAAAAGGGUUGAAGAAAUUAAUACACAACGUCUAAAAUUCAGGGAAUUUGCUAGUGACUCUAUAAAACAAAGUAGCAAGUUGUCGAGAUAUGCUGAAGAUGUCUUGGAUUUUGCUGAAUGUUGCAUGGAUAAUAGAUUUUCAAAGGAAGAUCUCCUUAAGUUAUUGAAAUUACGUUUAAAUGAUGCCAAACAGAAUAGAGAGAUGACCGAAGAGUUACAAUUGAAAAUUAAACACAUUAUCGAUGACUUGAAAGUUAUCAACACGCAUUUGGUAAAAUAUGUAGACGAAAUUAAGAAGAAUCCAAGGUUACUAGAUUCAGAGACGGAAAAAAAAUUAUCAGAGAAAGAGGCAGUCAAAGAGAGAUUUUCUGUGUCGUCAAAAGCAAAUGCAUCAAUAGCGGCUUUUGGAAUUAUCGCCUCCUGCAUUGCCGCACCUUUCAGUGGUGGAACAUCAGUGGCAGCUGCAAUUGCAGCAACUUGUGUUGACGCCGGAAUAUUUGUGACUACAGCGGGAUCUUCUUUAGCAUUGGGUACUGGACUACUAGCAAAUGCUGAAAGUAGUAAAAUCUCGAAUCUUGAUAGAAAACUAAAAUCUGAAAGGGACCGGUUGAUCGACGAUAUUCGGGGGCUGAACGAGGGUCUUAUCGACAUUGUAGAUACUUGUCGUAAAUUUUCAAGUUUUUGGGAAGAGCAAACUGAAGUAAUUAUUAAUUUUAUUAACAAACUUGAGUCACUGAACGAUCAAGGAGGAAUUCAGAGUAACAGGAUGAUUUCUAAUGCCUUCUUGAACAAGUGGAAAAAUGUGGAUAAAACUUGCAAAGAAUUCAAUCGUCAGAUUUGGUCACAACUUGAUAGUGACACAUUAUUGAGAAUUGAGGUAAAUUAG